CUUCAAGGCAACAAAACCAACAAUGAUGAGAAAAGCGGGUGCUUUGGCGCUGGUGACGGCGCUGGUGGUGUGCUUGGCACCUGCCGCUGUGGAGGCGAUGCACCGGGCGUGUGUGCCUCGUGGGACCAAGCUGAAGACGUCCAAGGGCGACUUUUGUGUGUGCAAGCCCGAGUACAAGCCGCGUGGACUGCAGAUUCUGCAGUUCUACAACAACAAUCAGCCAUCCGGGCGUGGGUUCAACCCCACUUGCUGCAAGCACUGCUACUGCGCCACCGAUAGCGACUUCCUGCAGGGCCUGCACAAGGGGCAGCGCAACAAACACACGCGCAUCGACCCCUUUGACGCAGAAGGGGACCACGCAGAGGUCUACAAGGACCUCAUCUUCCAGCACACCGUUAACGACACCAGCGCGCAGGGGAUUGGUGACUUUGCCUACUUCAAGCGAGACAUGUUCCCUGCUUGCCAGGCAUCUCUACCUGACACGCCCAGUACGCAGGACGCCGUUGAAGUGGCGUCCGCAUUCAUCGCCAGUUGCUCAGCCAAGUGGCAAUGGGUCAAGCGCUUCCACGACCCUCAAGACCGCGCGGCAGUGGUGUUGUCGUCGUGGCUCAAGUUCAAACCGGGCGAGUCUGCAGUGCCCGAUCAGCCGUGCACGAAUAUCAAAUAUCUCUCCAGGUGGUAUGAGAGCGUGAUGACGCAGGGGUUGAACGGAGUCAUCCUCCACGACUGCCUUCCACGCGAGAUUGUCGACGUUCUCCAGAACGACCGCAUCAAGUUUGAGAAGGUGCAGCUUGACCCGAGCUCCGACAUCCACUUCAAGCAGUCGCCCAACGACGUGCGCUUUGUGCUCUUUAAGGAAUAUCUCGACCGCUCAGACGCCGUCUACGACUUUGUGCUCAUGACAGACCUCCACGACGUCAGGUUUCGCCGCGAUCCGUUCUCUGCAAUGCGCGCGCGCCCGGAUAUCGAGAUCUUCAUCGGCGCAGACCGUUACGCCUACAAGAACAACCCGUUCACGUGGGAGGUGCUGGAGUGGUGCGCGGAGGCGUAUGGGCAGCUGCCCUAUGAACCAUGGUUCGGGGACGCCAUGACCCUCAACUGCGGUGUCGUCGGCGGCAAAUACGACGCUGUCCUCCGCCUGCUCACACACGUUGUCAAGCUGUAUGAGGAGCGGAAGUUCACCAAGUUCCGCUGCUAUGAGCCAUGGCAGCGGCACUGCGACAUGGCCAUGUUUGCCAUCGCCCUCAUGACCGGAUACGAGACGAUGCACGAAGACCCAUGGGCCGACUUGGCGGGGCCGUUGUUACGACAGCCGUACCGGUACGACAGCGGCGCGCCCUUCACCAGCUUGUUCACAGAGGGGCACGACAUGCACCCCAACUAUGUCAUACAUAAGUAGCAGCUCCCGCAUUCGUCGCUGCCGCAAGCAUGAAGCUUGCACGUGUGUGGACGCGUGCGCAUUUGUGGGUUGCGGUCGCUCCUCCCGUGGACCCAUACUUGACAGAUAGAUGGUAUGUGAUUGAUUGUACAUGGAGUG
Molecule: messenger RNA, 1537 nt
Organism: Salpingoeca rosetta
Lineage: Eukaryota; Choanoflagellata; Craspedida; Salpingoecidae
Exons: 6
Coding region: 23-1399 (458 amino acids)
Source: RefSeq, a predicted model, not a curated record